This is a messenger RNA of Hirsutella rhossiliensis, 4326 nucleotides long. RefSeq names its product endonuclease-reverse transcriptase domain-containing protein. The record is from RefSeq and is a predicted model, not a curated record. Gene Ontology annotation, molecular function: RNA-DNA hybrid ribonuclease activity; nucleic acid binding. NCBI's taxonomy places the organism in Eukaryota, Fungi, Ascomycota, Sordariomycetes, Hypocreales, Ophiocordycipitaceae. The transcript is spliced from 9 exons. The coding region runs from base 1 to 4326 and encodes 1441 amino acids.
AUGACUCGGAGCGCCUUAAAAAACUUCCUCAUGUUGUUGUCAAUGCUGCCCGGUCUGCCACUGGCCGGCGUUGCCUACGCGGCGACUUCCACGGCGCCCGCAACAUCAACGGCGCCUACUUUAGGCAGUGAUUCCUACCGAUCGAGUUCGGGACUCAUCGUGGGCGGGGGCUCGGCGUACGACUACGCGCCGAGCAUCAUGGUGGACGGCGCAUACAAGAUGUGGUGGUGCGGCCAGGUCCCUGGACAGCAAGUCCCCGGCGACAGCAUUCUAUACGCAGAGUCCUCCAGCCUGGAUGGCAUGUUCCACGCGCGGGGCAGCUCCGCGCCUCACCAAGUAGUGUUCGGGGGAACCGGCAACGGAAGCUUCGACAACGAGCACACUUGCGACCCUUCAGUUGUGCGUGUCAGCGGCACAUACUAUCUGUAUUAUGGUGCUGAGCGGCACGACGGUGAGCCGACCACGAUUGGUAUUGCCUCUAGUCCCGACGGAAUCAGCUGGACUCGGCUCAACAACGACCAGCCGAUCAUCACCCCGGCGAACCAGCAAGACACGGGGAACAACUACGGUGCGGGUCAGCCGAGCGUAAUCUACCGCAACGGCUACUUCUACGUGAUGUUCACCGACACCACCGGUGCCGGGGCGUUAAGUAACGGGGCUGGCCAGUUCGCCUGGCGGUCGCCCGAUCCGGCUUUCCAGACAAAUGUCGAGGUCUUCACCACCUCUGGCUGGCAGGCCAAGACCCAGGCCAACUCACGCAGCUUCUCGGUCACUAAUGCAUUCUCAGCGGACUGGCAGUACUCCGACGCCCUAAAUGCAUUCAUCAUUGCCCAAGACAACGCCCCGGGGCAGACCACGCUGACGUUCCUCGAUCCGUAUGACCUUGCCAGCCAGAAGUACUCACAGGUGAACAUUCCCGGUCAGUGGUCGGAGGGACCUGGCAUCGUCUCCCGCCCAGACAAACACUCCGUCGUCUCGCUGACCAACGAUUGUGGACGGAUCCCCAUCGACGUGAUUCGUUCCACUACGGGGCCUCCGCCGCGACAGUUGGGUCAUAUCGGUAUGGACCUGCUUAGCGACACGGGCUGCGCAUCGAUGCCGUCCAGCCAGAUCGCCGCAAUCUAUGAGGGAUACGGAUUACAGGCCUCUGGCCUGCCAGCCGCCGUCGUAGUGAGCGGCCUACGGCUACAGAUCCAGGACGCCGCCGCCUACACCGACCUUACCCACAAUGCGAUCAGCGUCCCCUCGUCGAUCUACUAUGCCGUGCCGUUCGGCACCAGCCGACUAGCCCGACUGAUCGCCAAGACCGCCCGGCCCGCGCAGUGCGACACCUGUUGGGAUUAUCACUCCCGCUACGCCUGCGACCGAAAACAAGCCUGCCGACGAUGCGGCGGGAAAGACCAUCGCGAUAACGACUGCAAGCAGCCGGAGAGGUGCGCGAACUGUUCCGGGCCCUUCCCGGCAGACCAUAAGGAGUGCCCUGCCAGACCCAGGCGCUCUCACGGCCAACUCGUGCGGCUCUCCAAGAUCGAGAAGUACGCCGUAAGGAAGAUCGGCUCUCAGCUAUACCGGCAAGCCAAUAUGGAGCUCGAACGGGCCACGGCGACCGCCUCCCCCCAACCCUCCCAAGGACCGACCCCAUCGCCCUGCAUGAGAGCUGCCGAGGCCCGCCUAGGCAAGCAACAGGACCAGCAGCAGCAACAGCAGCAGCAACAGCAGCAGCAAUGUCGACCCCAGCGGCUGUCCCCCACCAGCGCGCAGGCGCCAGACUCCACAACGCUCCCUCCACCACAGGAAGACAGAUCCGAGAGGACGAUCCGAGUUCUCCAGGCCAACGUGGCCAAAAUAGGGGCCUAUCAUAGCAUAGCCCUACGACUAGCGGAAGCAGAAGACUACGACGUCGUGCUCAUCCAGGAACCGAACGUUUGGAUAGAAAAAGAAGGCGGAGCCUGCAGGACCCAGACGCACCGCUCCUUCCACGCAUUCGCCCCAGAACGCGCCUGGGAACCGGAUCAGGCCCCGAGAGUGAUCUCGUAUGUCCGGAACCACCCAGAUAUACGGGCAGAGCAACUCUGCCCCGCCCCUACGCGUGAUAUCCUGUGGCUCCGGGUAAACAGCACCCUUAUUAUCAACUUCUAUCGACACGCGAAGACACCCGAGCCACUCGACUACCUCCUCCACCAGCAGGACGUCCCCGAGAGAUGCCUCAUCGCGGGCGACUUCAACGCCUGUCAUUUCUCCUGGCAGCCUGGAGCCCGGAGUGCGAGGAACGGAAAGGACAUCGCCCAGUGGGCGGCCGACAAGGGGCUCGGACUGCUCACCACGCCAGGCGAGGCCACACACGCCCGCGGAAAUACCAUUGAUCUAGCCUUUGCCAAUAUCCCCUCUGCUGACGCGCUUAUCGAAGAGCACCUUCAUACCGGCUCGGACCAUUACACGAUCAGCAUUACGCUCCCCGGCGGGAUUCCCCCCCCAAGGACGAUAGCUAGACCAAGGGUAAGCUCCGAGGAAGAAAUGAAGCGAUUCGAGGAACUUGUGCGGGCUGGGGCCACAGCACUACCCCGGCUGGCCGUUGAGCCCAGAGGCCUGGAGAGGCUGGCCGAGGCGCUGUCUCGCCUACUCCAAGAGGCGGCCGACGCAGCGGGCCGACGGCCCAGGAAGAACGCGAGAGGCACCCCAUGGUGGAACGAUCAGUGCGCCGGUGCAGCGGCCGAACUAAGAGCUAUGCGGCGGAUCUACCCCACAGGGCACGGCAGAGAGGUCCAGACUGCCCGGCGGGAGCUGCGCCGGGCGAGGUGCUGGCCCCAGGAGGACUCUCGACUGCAGCGUCACGCUCGCGGAUGCGGCAUGCGCCUGCACCUCUACGGGCAACACCUCCCGGGGAUCGACGGCAUCACGGUCCGAAUGCUGCGUCGCGUCUGGAACCACAUCGGCGAGGCGGGCGCCUUUGACACGGUUCUGCGGAACCGGCUCCUCCUACGCCUACGGGAACAGGGCUGGCCAACAAACCUGGGCCCCGGCCUCCCGAUUCUCUUCCUCCUCUAUACAGUGCCCAUCUACUCGACAGGGGAACCGAACUCGCGCUUCGGCUACGCAGAUGACGUGGCCACCCUGAUCCGGGAAAAGGAGCCACAGCAGGACCUGCGCUGGCUCGGCGUCUGGUACGACAGAAAGCUCUCAUUCCGCACGCAUGUGGAGAAGUGGGCCGCGAAGGCGAUGACGGCCGCAGGGUUCCUCCAGAACCUCUCAAACACCCGGCGCGGAAUCCCUCCCCGGUCGACACGGCAUGCGGUCACGGCCUGCGUCCUCCCGAUCCUUUAUACGGCGCCCAUGUAUGUUCCGUCGCGGAUCACCUACCUGAAGAAUAGGAUCCAGCUGACCUUAAACGUCGCGAUGCGCGCCAUCGCGCCCGUCUGGUGUACCAUGCCCAUUGUGGCCCUCCACCGAGAGACCGGGAUCCCCCCUGCCACGCUGCUCCUCGCAGACGCUCAGAGACGCGCCGCGCUAAUGAAGAGGCACGCACCCCCUCAGCCCGACCCGACAGGGGGCGUAGACAAAACGCAGGCGGCGAGAGACUUCAACUCGUGGCUCCGGGUAUGCCCUGAAGAUACCCUCAUCGUCUACACUGACGGCUCGCAGAGCGAAGACGGCGCCUGCGGGUAUGGGUACUCAGUGUGGCUAGGCCCCAGCGAAGUGACCUACGGCAGCGGUCGGGUCCUACUCGCUGAGGUCUACGACGCAGAGGUGGAAGGCGCCCUCGAGGGGCUUCGAGCGGCACUCACGUGGUCCCCCAGGACCCCGGACCAGCAGUGCCGGAUAGUCGUCUGCCUUGAUAACUCUGCGGCUAUAAGAGCCAUACGAGGCAGCCCAUCGAUCUCGUCGCAAGCGGCGGCGGAGAAGUUCGCUGAGGCCGCGGCUCGGCACGGAGACGUCAGGACGCGCUGGUGCCCCGGCCAUACGGGGAUCGCCGGCAACGAGCGGGCCGACCAGCUAGCAAAGGAGGGCUGCCGGGCCCUCGGCCCGGACAGGCCGCCGACGUACGCGAACAUCAAGAGACAGGCCAAGGCUGCGGCCAGGCGCGACUUCCAGGACUGGUGGGCCGCGGGGGCCCCGAGCAGCUACAAGAGCCUAGGGCUCAAGGCCUCGCUCGGGUGCCCCCCGGAGCUGCACACCAAACGACAGCACCUCCAUCACCUGCUCGCUGCGAGGAGCGGGCACGGGGACUUCGCCGACUACCACGAGAGGUUUAACCACGAAGAGGCCCGGAUCGAAUGCUCCUGCGGGAGGAGAAAAUCACCGACACACCCUUCUACUGCCGGAAGGUAG